Messenger RNA from Mitosporidium daphniae, 1455 nucleotides. RefSeq lists its product as uncharacterized. Lineage: Eukaryota; Fungi; Microsporidia. The transcript has 3 exons. Gene Ontology annotation, molecular function: DNA replication origin binding. Gene Ontology annotation, biological process: DNA replication; DNA replication initiation. Gene Ontology annotation, cellular component: nucleus; nuclear origin of replication recognition complex. Bases 1 to 1455 code for a protein of 484 amino acids. The record is from RefSeq and is a predicted model, not a curated record.
AUGCCCAUCGCCGAGGCUCGUUGCAGCGGCCCUUCAAAUCCGCCCAAAUUUCGAGAGCUUCAAGAAUGCACGCCACCCCCUCAAAAUUUAUUUCUUUACGGUGAUACUGGGACAGGAAAAUCACUGGCAAUCGACUUUUUAUUUGAUCACAGAAAAUCUGAUCGCAAUGCUGGGUAUUUUCAUCUGUUUGUUGACUUGCAUCAAAUUUACAAUGAAAAGCAGUUGCUUUCCAUGCUUUGUAGCGCAUUUACAGCCAAUUUUUUACAAAGUAAUCCCCAGGUGUGUGGCCAUGCAUUCGAACUCAUUCAAAUCAUAAAUUCAUGCAUCGAUACCAUGCAUCACAAGGAUUCCAAGCGACAAAUGGAGGGAAGAAACAUGGUCCCCUUGUACGUUGUUUAUAAGCUUUCGGAUCGAUUUUCCUCGAUCUUCCCAACACUUUUUUCGAUUUUAUUUAAAUUACCUUCUAUUGUAAGCACUUCUUCCGUUUUUUUAACCAAUAUCUGGCUAAGUACCGCUUCUUGGGAUAAAUACAGCGGGUUUGCCCUGGCUCCGGAGCCAAUUUUUGUAUAUUUCCCUCCAUAUUUAAAAACAGAGCUGGCAACUCUGCUAGAAGAUCAGCCGCAUCCUCCAACAUUAAUAACAUCGCAUGCAUCUCUGACCACUCAUAGCACUGAAACCCCGCUCCUCUCCAGCCAAUUUAUAAAAUUCUUUAUCGAUAUCUUCUUCCCGAUUACUCAUUGCUUUCCAGAGCUGGUAAAAUUGUACAAUCUUCUAUUUCCCAUUUAUGAAAUGCUCAGUGCCGACUCCAAAUAUCGGCAUUCACAACCCGCUGAAAUCAUAAAAGCCAUGCAGCCAUACUUCAAGCAAAUCAACGCCAAUCUUUCCCAGGCCCUUUGUGCCCAUAGCCCAUUUGAUUUUUUUGCGGAGAUCGACAAUCCUCAUUUUUCGAACACAUUGCCAUCGCCCGCUUUAGCACCAAUCAAACAGUUUUCCCCAUACCAGCCUUUAUCAACGCUGCCGGAGACUAUAAAAUAUGUCUUAAUUGCCUCCUAUUUGGCAUCACACAAUCCACCCAAAUUGGAUUCUAGGAUUUUUGGCGACGUCAAUUUUGCCGUUACUUCAGGCACAAGAAUUGUCUCGGACUCCAGGAAAAAGUUGGUGAUUGCUAAAAAAGCUGCUGGCUCGGGACCUUUAGUCUCCAGCGUAUCACAAUACCAAGAUGCCAAGGCUUUUGUUUAUGAGCGCAUGCUUGCCAUUUAUUCUAAUAUUGUCGAGCCUGAUGUGACAUCAUCAUCACCAAAUGUUUGCGUUCAAAGUCAGCUGGGAUUGUUGGAGAGAUGUCACUUAGUGGAGAGGCUGGACGAAAUCAAGCUUCGAUGCCUUGCCAGUUACGAUGUGGUUGAAAAGCUGGCCAAAAGCAUUAAAUUUGAGCUGAAAAUGUAUCUGCUUCACUAG